AUGAGAUACUCAUCAAUUGAGAAGUUGUGUUGUGCUUUAAUCUGGGCAACCCGAAGACUAAGGCAGUAUAUGUUGUAUCAUACGACUUGGCUAAUUUCAAAGUUGGAUCCUUUAAAGCACAUGAUGGAAUCGACUGCUUUAAAUGGGAGAAUGGCUAGAUGGCAGAUCCUGCUCUUUGAAUUUGACAUAGUAUAUGUAAGUCAGAAGGCCAUAAAGGGGAGUGCAAUAGCUGAUUUCCUAGCUAGUAGGACCUUGGAGGAUUAUGAAUCUUUGAACUUCGAUUUUCCAAACGAGGACCUGAUGUAUGUGGCGAACACUGAAGAAAAUCCUCAAAUGGAUCACGUUUGGAGCAAGUUGGACUUUGACUGCACAGAUAAUAUGGCAGAAUAUGAAGCAUGUAUUAUAGGCAUUCGCGCAGCCAUUGAACAGAAUAUCAAAGUAAUAAGAGUGUAUGGGGAUUUCGCAUUGGUGAACACAUUUGAAGUAAUGAGGCCUAUUCAGAUGAGUAUCUACGAAACCCCAGCUCAUUGCUACAGUAUUGAGGAGGAAGAAAAAAACGAUCAUCCUUGGUAUCAGAGUAUCCUACAAUAUAUGAAGAAUCAGGAGUACCCUAGUCAAGCAACAGAGAAUGACAAGAGAACUUUGAGAAGAAUAGCCAUUGAAUACGUCUUAGAUGGGGAAGUGCUAUACAAAAGAAGGAAGGAUCAAGUGUUGUUAAGAUGUGUGGAUGCCGCGGAAGCUAAGAAAAUUUUGGAGGAAGUUCAUGAGGGUACCUGUGGGACGCACGCCGAUGGUUUCACGAUGGCCCAAUAG
Molecule: messenger RNA, 813 nt
Organism: Gossypium raimondii (Peruvian cotton)
Lineage: Eukaryota; Viridiplantae; Streptophyta; Magnoliopsida; Malvales; Malvaceae
Exons: 3
Coding region: 1-813 (270 amino acids)
Molecular function (GO): nucleic acid binding
Source: RefSeq, a predicted model, not a curated record